This is a messenger RNA of Styela clava, 2118 nucleotides long. NCBI's taxonomy places the organism in Eukaryota, Metazoa, Chordata, Ascidiacea, Stolidobranchia, Styelidae. The record is from RefSeq and is a predicted model, not a curated record.
UACUGUUCGAAUCUGGUAUAAUGUAAUUAGCCUAGUACCGAUUUCAGUUUUCUGAGCUCUGGGUUUUUGUACAGUGCAACUGGUGCUUGUUAUCUCACAAUAUUGUUAUGCAAUGUCACUUCAUUUUUUAAACAGAAUUCUACAGUUUUUUGUGUAUAAAAAUGAGCGAGCAAUCUAUACCGGUACCGGUACAAGAUAUCAUUGAUGCUCUCAGUAAAGUCUCUGGUAAAGGAAAUUGUACAGAAUCUCAGCCAGCGAUUUCAGAUGAAGAUUAUGCUGCCCAAAAAACGGAAAUUAUCCAUGUGGAAUUACAUAUUGAAUUUGAUGACGAUAUGACAUUGUCAAAUGCACCUGAUUUGCCUCCUUGUAACGACGAUGAAGUUGUGGAUUAUAAGUUGACAGAAUCUCCACUAUUCGUGGAAAAUGACGAAGAUUCUGCCAAAUGUUCAUCAAAGCUAUCAAAAACCAGUGCCCAAAAUAAAGAUUUACCUCGAUUUAAACGCAGUUUGAAGAAUCGUAAAAAAUAUCUGUGUAAAAUUUGCGGAAAAGAAUUUACAUCAAAAGUGGACAUGCAUAUCCACGGAAUCAACCAUGCACAUCGACAGAAAAGAGUUCAAUCAACCACGAAAAGGCGGAAUAAACGAAACAACGAGAAAAUGAAAGUUGAUCAUUCAGGCAUGCAAAAUGGCCUGAUAAAACAAUUAAAGAAAAACCGGAAUAGAUUGUUACAAUCUAGAACUCAAAAUACAGAACUGAUUAAAGCUAAUAAAUUGAUAAUGUCACAACUUGCUGGAAGUGAGGGGAAUCCCCUACAAUGCAAAAAGUGUGGGGAGUUAUUCUUUAAUUCUCAGUUGCUACGAAAACAUCAUGUAAAGCAUUCAAGAUCUAAAUCCAAACAUGUUUGUUCAAUAUGUAAACGUAGUUUUACGUUCUCGGGGAAUUUAAGACGGCACGAAAAGAUUCACCAAAAUAUACGCCCAUUUAAAUGUAGCAUAUGUGGUUCUAAAUUCACACAAAAGUCUCAUCUGAUAUCUCAUCAAGUAGUACAUAGUAGAGAAUCCGCUCAAGAAUUUACCUGUAAAACAUGCGGAUCUAAUUUUACACGGAUGGGAAAUUUACGACGGCACGAAAAAAUUCACACCAAUGAAAGACUUUAUACAUGCUUUGUCUGUAAUAAAUCUUUUUUGGAAGCCGGUCAUUUAAAAGCCCAUUAUGUUACUCACACGAAUGAAAAACCAUAUGAAUGUGCAACAUGUGGGAAAAGUUAUGGCAGACAAGGGAAUUUAAUGAGACAUAUGAAACAAACUCAUCAGCUUUAGAAUUAUGGCUGUGGCGUUGAGAAAUAUCUAACAUCAACUUCAGAUUUGAGAAAAAUUUUGUGUGUGAUCACUCCAAACUUGAGAAAAAUUUAAUUUGAGAUUUUGACUCCCAAAAACAACUUUUGAUAACAACCUUUUUUUUAUAUACUGUUAUUAAGAGUGCUUAGCAAACUUGCUGCUUUUUUAGUUUCUUUGUAAAUUUCUGAUGUCUUCAUUAUCACUAUAAAAUUUCUUAACACUUUUGGUUUCUUUGGAAUAGGAAUAUUUUUUAUGUUUAUUCUUGAGGUGAAGUCUUACAGAUAAUAUGGCGAUUAACUACUUUCCAGUUCAAGUCAACCAAUUGAUUGUUUAACAUGGUUUUAUAUAUAUUGUGUGGCACCUUGUAUACAAGUGUACUUAAAUCAAGGUCUUGAAUACUCAACUGAACGAGCGCAGAUAAAUGAGUUACAAGCAACCUCAGAUGUGCUAAGAGCUAGAAAUAUGUUGUAAAUGUCAGUAGAUAACGGUUGACAUGUUUGAAACAAUUUAUAUCAGAGGCUGUCAGGGUAAAAGCAAAAACAAGCUUCUGAAUUUGUUAUGAAUAGUAGACUGAACUUUGCUAUGAGGCGACCGAGACUUUUGUGCAUCUUAGAUUACUGAAACUUGAGUACAAUCAUACACAAAGCAUAACUUGGAGUGUUAAAUAAAUUUUCCUCAUUCCUGCAAAGCGGCAGAAGUUGGAUUCGAUUUUUUUUCCUCGUCAAUAUGCCUCAAGUGUAAUUUCAACACAAUACAUUCAGAUACCCAUUUUUGUACCUAA